Aspergillus steynii IBT 23096 is the source of this 909-nucleotide messenger RNA. Its product is annotated as heme-dependent oxidative N-demethylase family protein. Lineage: Eukaryota; Fungi; Ascomycota; Eurotiomycetes; Eurotiales; Aspergillaceae. Bases 1 to 909 code for a protein of 302 amino acids. The record is from RefSeq and is a predicted model, not a curated record. The transcript is spliced from 2 exons.
AUGGCACUACGCAAGCUUGACAUUAAUAAUUGGUUCAAGUACGAUGAGUUGUUUGACAGCCAACAUAAGGAAAAGGUUGCUAUGGCCACGAGUCCAGACUCGGAUAAUUACGUUGAUUAUCUUGAUGGAAUUGACGACGCGGCCGUGGAACUAUUGGAGAUAAUUGUCACAUAUGUCACCAAAAGAUAUCCUGACAUGUUUCGAGCUGAUCAUGACUACGUGUACAUCGACCAUCUGCAAGAGAAAUAUAGGAUACGCGAGCCAUAUGAGCUUCAUCCACUUGCAGUGGCAGGCUUACUUGUAAUGGAUGAUCUUUACGUGUUGAAGAACGGGCCAAAGGAUCAAUAUACUCUUCGCGGUGCUUUCCUCGCAUGUCCCUCUGGCUGGCGCCUUCAACAACGGAUCGGAUGGUAUCUGCAUCAAAUCCAUGACCCGAUUCCUCUCUGGAAGGAAAGGUUGCGCAAAUCCAUGGAGCGCUUCUUCCUCAACUUGCAGCCAUCUAAAGCAAUCCAGAGAAACAACCUUUUUAUUCAGCCAGUUGGGGAGAUAUUUCAUCUCGUGCCCUUCGAAGAAUAUCCGAAGUGUGAAUCCAUUGAUCAGGUUCACAUCCGAACAGAAUUGCAAUCUCUCACACGCCUUCCUCGCUCACAGGCAAAUGUAUUCACAGUCCGAACAUAUCUCACGCCAAUGACGGAGCUUAGGCAUGAGCCCGAGCAGUUGGAAGCGCUGUGGGAUCACACGAGGAACUUCCCUCCGGAUACUGCAAAUUACAAAUGCCAUCACCUCUGGGGCGACGUAUUUGAGAAGUUUUGCCGGGAGGUUCUGGGCAAGAAUGAUCCAGAGAUUGGGGAAGAUGAGGAAAUGUUCAAAUCAAAUGGACCAACUAGCCAGUGUCCAGCUGGUUUUUGA